This is a messenger RNA of Aethalodelphis obliquidens (Pacific white-sided dolphin), 1843 nucleotides long. RefSeq names its product WD repeat containing antisense to TP53 (gene WRAP53). Gene Ontology annotation, biological process: Cajal body organization. Bases 204 to 1826 code for a protein of 540 amino acids. The transcript has 10 exons. Gene Ontology annotation, molecular function: protein binding; RNA binding. Gene Ontology annotation, cellular component: Cajal body. NCBI's taxonomy places the organism in Eukaryota, Metazoa, Chordata, Mammalia, Artiodactyla, Delphinidae. The record is from RefSeq and is a predicted model, not a curated record.
UAACGUUGCUGUUCCGCGGUUCUCCUGGCCUUCUGCCCCCUCCCGGGGGAAGAAGGAAGGCACUGGUGGGUUUCUCCAGUUCUGCAUCCCGAUCCGUGCGAACUUUGAAGCGGUCUUGGCCGUUCCGCGGGCCCGGCAGCUGGUAGCCGGCGGGAAGAGAACUGCUUGGCCGCGGCCAAUGUCUGCCGCGCUUCCUCUGCAGUAUGAAGACACCGGAGGCGCCACUGUUAGCUCCGGACUGCUUUCCUUCAGACCGGGCCCCAGCUCCAGCCCCUCUCUCUCCUCAGGCUUCCCCGAUGGAUAAAAAUACGGACCCUGAACUGAUGCCACUGACACCCGAUGGCGAUGAUCCGCCCCGGGUGUCCCCAGAUCCCAUGGCUGUCUCAGCUGUGUCCCAGGAGCUGGAGGAGGGGGACCCAGCUUCUCUCUCCAUUCCCCUGGAAACAGGGUUUGGUAUUCCUAGUGAGUUGAGCCCUCGAGUCGAAGAGCAAGAACUUUCUGAAAAUGUGAGCCUUCCUGCAGAAAAAACGAACAGGCCAGAGUUGGGGCCCGGAGAAGACGUGGAAGGUGUGUCUGAGGAACCCACUCCAGAGGAUGAGGGAUACACCGUCUGGAGCUACAGCUUCUCCCAGGUACCUCGGUUUCUCAGCGGUUCCUGGUCAGAGUUCAGCACCCAACCUGAGAACUUCUUGAAAGGCUGUAAGUGGGCCCCUGAUGGUUCCUGCAUCUUGACCAAUAGUGCUGAUAACAUCCUGCGGAUUUACAACCUGCCCCCAGAGCUGUACAAUGAGGGGGAGCAGCUGGAAUAUGCAGAAAUGGCUCCCGUCCUUCGAAUGGUGGAAGGCGACACCAUCUAUGAUUACUGCUGGUAUUCUCUGAUGUCUUCAGCCCAACCAGACACCUCCUACGUGGCCAGCAGCAGCCGGGAGAACCCGAUUCACAUCUGGGAUGCCUUCACUGGAGAGCUCCGGGCUUCCUUUCGCUCCUACAACCACCUGGACGAGCUGACGGCAGCCCACUCACUCUGCUUCUCCCCGGAUGGCUCCCAGCUCUUCUGUGGCUUCAACCGGACCGUGCGUAUCUUCUCCACGUCCCGGCCCGGCCGCGACUGUGAGGUCCGAGCCACGUUUGCAAAAAAGCAGGGCCAGAGCGGCAUCAUCUCCUGCAUAGCCUUCAGUCCAACCCAGCCCCUCUAUGCCUGUGGCUCCUACGGGCGCUCCCUGGGUCUGUACACCUGGGACGAUGGCUCCCCUCUUGCCUUGCUGGGAGGGCACCAAGGGGGCAUCACCCACCUCUGUUUCCACCCCGAUGGGAAUCGCUUCUUUUCAGGAGCCCGUAAGGAUGCUGAGCUUCUGUGCUGGGAUCUCCGGCAGCCUGGGCGUCCACUGUGGUCCCUGAGUCGUGAAGUGACCACCAAUCAGCGCAUCUACUUUGAUCUGGACCCGAGCGGGCAAUUCCUAGUGAGCGGCAGCACAAGCGGGGCUGUCUCCGUGUGGGACACCGGUGCGGCUGGGCACGAGGGGAGGCCGGAGCCAGUGCUGAGCUUCCUGCCCCAGAAGGACUGCACCAAUGGAGUGAGCCUGCACCCUAGCCUGCCUCUGCUGGCCACUGGCUCCGGUCAGCGUGCGUUUCCGGAGCCCACGGAGAGUGGGGACGAGGGGGAGGAGGAGGUGGACCUUCCCCUGCUCUCCAUGCGCAACGUCCACCUUGAAUGUCAGCUUCAGCUCUGGUGGUGUGGGGGCGGCCCGGAUACCAGUGUCCCUGAUGCUCACCAGGACGAGAAGGGACAGGGAGGGACAGAGGGAGGUGGGCGUGAGUUUAUAUAAAAAGGUUUUAUAUGGUA